CUCGUUCAAAUUAUAAAAAGACACAUCAACACAUACUCGUUCCCUAAGAAAAUCUCAAAAUAAUUAAUACCAGUAUUCCAAAAAAAAAAAGGAGAAAUAUGUUGUCCACUAAAAUCCAGGUACGAGGGCAGCCACUUCCUCCGGCAAGAAACCACCGUAUGAUACACUCAGUUGUUUGCAGAGUUUCCACAAAACGUCACCACCGUGAAAGCAGUGUACUCAGCAGUGAGAGUUGUCCAUCGUCGGAUUCUGUCCCAACAAAAACCCGUAAGAGCCAGUUUUGCUCUGGCAACGUUGACGGUAAAUUCGGGAGGUUCGGUGGGAAGUUUGUACCGGAGACAUUGAUAUCUCGCCUGAAAGAUCUCGAAGAAGAAUUCAAUUUUCUUUUGAGCGACCACAAAUUUCAGGAGGAGCUUACCACAGCAUUAAGAGACUACGUAGGAAGAGAAACGCCUCUCUACUUCGCCGGACGUCUAACCGAACACUACAAGAACAUAGCUCGAACAAUCGGAGGUGGGCCUGAGAUUUACCUGAAAAGGGAAGAUCUUAGCCACUGUGGGUCUCACAAAAUCAAUAACGCUCUUGCUCAGGCCAUGAUUGCUCGGCGGCUUGGUUGCAGCCGUGUGGUGGCUGCCACAGGAGCCGGACAACAUGGAGUCGCCACAGCCGCUGCAUGUGCAAAGAUCUCCUUGGGGUGUACUGUCUACAUGGGAGCUACUGAUAUAGAGAAACAAUUGGUGCUCAGUAUAAAAUAUAAUGAUUCAAAUACAAGGAUAAAACAUGUGAAAUCAGUAGAGGGAACAUUCAAAGAUGCAAGUUCAGAGGCGAUUCGACAUUGGGUCGAGAACCUAGAUUCCACAUACUUCUUAUUGGGCACGGUCGUAGGACCGCACCCAUGUCCGAUAAUGGUACGUGAGUUUCAAUCCGUGAUUGGGAAAGAGACAAGAAGGCAAGCUAAUCAACUAUGGGGUGGUAAUCCUGAUGUAUUAGUAGCUUGUCUUGGAAGUGGCUCAACUGCAUUGGGUUUGUUCCAUGAGUUUGUUGGAGACGAGGAUGUACGGUUAGUCGGUGUCGAGGCCGCAGGGCUCGGUCUGGAUUCUGGGAAACAUUCGGCUACUUUGGCCGUUGGCCAUGUUGGUGUGUACCAUGGUUCCAUGAGCUAUUUAUUGCAAGAUGAUCAAGGACAGAUAGUCAAACCACACUCCGUAGGAGUAGGGUUAGAGUAUCCUGGAGUUGGACCGGAGAUUAGCUUCCUGAAAGAAACCGGAAGAGGUGAGUUCUACACAGCAACAGACCAAGAAGCCAUUCAAGCGUGCAUGCUAUUGAGUAGAUUGGAGGGAAUAAUACCGGCACUGGAAACGUCUCAUGCGCUCGCGUUCCUUGACAAACUCAUUCCUACUCUACGUGAUGGAGCCAAGGUGAUCGUGAAUUGUAGUGGCCGUGGCGACAAAGAUCUUGACACUCUCAUCCAACGAGGCAUAUCUUUUCCUAAUUGUUGACUCAACAAGAUUCCAUAUUACACUCAACUCGUCCAGAAAUCGUAUGGCCGUAUAGGUGCAACAUGAUAACCUUCACUACUAAUACAUCAAAUCUUUAUCCAAAAUUAUGAUCAUUUGAUGUAGCUACCUUAAAUAACUCAUCCCCCUGGUAAUUUCUUAUCAUUAAGAUGUGGUAUAAUGAACGAACGAUCUGUAACUACAAUUUUAUAUUCAAACGCUUCAAAAAAUGGACCGUUAAAUU
Camelina sativa (false flax) is the source of this 1740-nucleotide messenger RNA. Lineage: Eukaryota; Viridiplantae; Streptophyta; Magnoliopsida; Brassicales; Brassicaceae. The record is from RefSeq and is a predicted model, not a curated record.